AUGCCGGUAGAUCAGGGGUCCUCAAGUAGUACAGAUUCACUGAGGCAAUUGAAAAUGAAGCGUGCACAGAUUAAAAGUGCGUGUACUAAGUUAAAGAACUCGUUAGAUGCGACCACUGUAAGUAGUAUGUCUUUAAGCGAAUUGAACAACCGCAAAUCCAAAUUAGAGGAAUGUUGGCGACAAUUUGACGAAUUACAAACAAAAUUUGAUGUUUAUGAGGUGGCGGAAGAUAGCGAUUAUGUUUCUGGGGAACGUGAUUUGUUUGAAGAUAAUUAUUACAAAUUGGCGGCUAGAUUAGACGAUCUUAUAGUCGCGCAGACUAACGCUACUGCGUUUAACGUAGCAACAAAUUCAAGCGAAAAUAACGUCGCAAUAGCCGAACCGAGUGAUUCGCGGGUGCGGUUGCCGAAGAUUGCGUUACCUACAUUUGCAGGCGACUACGAAGAAUGGUAUCCGUUUUACGAUAUGUUCAAUUCACUUAUUCACCUAUGUCCCUCUGUGUCUGCUAUUCAAAAAUUUCAAUAUCUAAAGGCCUCUUUGAGAGGCGAGGCCACGGAUAUCAUUAGCUCCUUUGAGAUUUCACGGGAAAACUAUGUAGAAGCAUGGAAUAUUUUAAAGGCGCGCUACGACAACAAGAGAAAAAUAAUUCAGAAUCAUGUCAAGGCCAUAUACGAAUUGCCGUUGGUAAAAAAGGAAUGUGCGGUUUCUUUAAGAUAUUUAAUAGAUGGAUUUUCUAAGCAUUUGCGUGCGUUAAGGGCUUUGCAACUGCUCACUGAACAUUGGAACGCUUUACUUUUGCAUGUAAUUUCUGCCAAAUUGGAUCUUGUAUCGAAUAUGGAGUGGGAAACAAGUUUGCAAACGACGGAUUUACCUAAGUUGGACGAUAUGAUACAAUUUUUAACGCGUCGUUGCCAAACUUUAGAGGUCUCGACGAAAAAACCUCAAUUAACAAAUAAUGCGACCGAUUUUUAUAAUAAGCCACGAAAUAAGCUUACAUCCGCGCAUCUUUCUACGGAUAAAAUUUAUUGUUCGUUAUGUAAGGGAGAUCAUUUUCUGGGAAACUGCGAGAAGUUUAUUGGUAUGCCGGUUGACAAAAGAAGGCAAGAGGUAAUGUCAAAGAAGUUAUGUUUGAAUUGUUUGCGUGCUACUUCACACGUGGCCAAGGAUUGCAAAUACGGUACAUGUAAAAAAUGUAAACGACGACACAACACGAUGCUUCACUAUAAUCAGAAUCGGCAAGAUCAAUCGAGUCGAGUUCCGGGCGCGAUCGAGGCGCGGGGCGAGGAACCAAGACGCGAAGAGUCUAGACGCGAGGAAUCGAAAUGCGAGGAUCAAUCAGUAGCCGCCAUCAAUCACUCAUCUCUUAGGCCAAUGUACCCUGAUGUGUUGUUGUCCACGGCGCUUGUACACGUAUAUGAUGUUCACGGAAAUACCCACGAAUGCCGCGCGUUGCUCGACAGUGGUUCUCAGUCCAAUUUUAUUGCGAGUGGCUUGGCCAGACACUUAGGUUUAACAAAGCGUGAGGUUGAUAUUCCUAUUGGAGGGAUAAAUCAGGCGGUCACGCAUGUACAAGAAGUCUGCGAGGUUCGGAUUGGGUCCAGACUGAAUAAUUUUAAUGUAAGGGUCGAGUGUCUCGUGUUGGAUAGAAUCACUCAAAGAUUGCCGGUAAAUUCUCUUGAUCUUACGAGGCUUGCGAUUCCUAAUAAUAUAAAAUUAGCGGAUCCUAAUUUUCACGUAUCUGGUGAGAUCGACCUAUUGCUCGGCGCCGAAAUAUUUUGGAGUCUAAUGUGCGUCGGCCAAAUCAACGUAUCCAGAGAUCAGCCGUGUUUUCAGAAGACCCACCUGGGGUGGAUUGUUUCGGGAAGGCUAACGGAACAAUCCAGCUCCGUGCGAGCAACUUUAUGCAGCAUCGCGAUGGAUGAUUUGAGUCAUGCUAUAAGUAAUUUUUGGAAGCUGGAGGAGACGCAUUCGGCUCGUCAGCUUAAUCCGGAAGAGAAAUUCUGUGUAUCGCAUUAUGCCGACACCUUUAAGAGAAAUGAAGAGGGAAGAUUCAUCGUAACAUUACCUACUAAGGAAGAUCAACUGUUGAAAUUGGGUCAAUCCAGGAAUAUUGCUUUGCAUCGUUUCUUGACGCUUGAAAGGAAAUUAACAAAGGAGCCGAGUUUAAUGGAUCAAUACGCCAGAUUUAUCAAGGAAUAUGAAGAGCUGGGUCAUAUGAGGUUGAUAUCAGCGGACGAGGAGUUCUCGAGUUGCUUGCCUAAUUUUUACCUCCCGCAUCAUACGGUUGUGAAGGAGACUAGUGUAACUACCAAAUUAAGAGUAGUUUUUGAUGGAUCCGCUAAAUCCGAUACGAAUACUUCCCUGAAUGACGUGUUGAUGGCGGGACCCAAUUUGCAGGAGGAUAUAUUUUCCAUUUUAACGCGAUUCCGCACCUUUCAAUACGUCCUAUCGGCUGACAUUAGCAAAAUGUAUCGUCAGAUCUUGGUGAACGCCUCCCAAACGCCGUUGCAGAAAAUCCACUGGAGGUCCCACGCCGACGAAAGUAUAAAAACCUAUGAACUAUUAACCGUAACAUAUGGGACCAAAUCUGCCUCAUUUCUGGCUAUUCAGACCUUGCAUCAAUUGGCGGCCUUGGAGGCGCACAAUUUUCCUGUCGCGCCAAGGAUUGUUCUUCGAGAUUUCUAUGUGGAUGAUCAGUUAACUGGGGCAAAUACAAAGGAGGAGGCCUUGAACAUUAGAGAUCAGGCGGCCGCACUGUUGGCCAAAGGAGGUUUUCAACUGCGAAAAUGGGCAAGCAAUUGUCAGGAGUUGCUUAAGGACAUUGCACGCGGAGAGGUGGAGCACAUGGUUCUAUCGUUGGAUAAGGUUCAGGUCAAUAGCACUUUGGGGAUUCAAUGGGAUCCAUUCAAUGACACGCUACAAUACGCCACGGUGGAAGACACGAGCAUGCAAGGGCGUGUAAUCAAGAGAAAAAUAUUAUCGUGCCUGGCUAAGAUAUUUGACCCGUUAGGCUUAUUGGGGCCAAUAACAUUUACUGCCAAAUGCAUCAUUCAACAAUUGUGGAUUCUCAGGGUUGAUUGGGACGAGUCCGUUCCUUCCGCAAUUCACGCUAAGUGGCUAAAAUUUGAAGGUGAAUUGCCAUCGCUGCGGGAACUCCAUAUUCCAAGAAGUGUUGUGUGUGAGGAAAGGCCGUUGCUUUUGGAGCUUCAUGGAUUUGCGGAUGCUAGCCAACAGGGUUAUGGAGGCUGUGUUUAUCUGAGGUCCACCAAUGUCGAUCAUAAAAAUCAAGCAUAUUUACUGUGCUCCAAAUCACGUGUUGCUCCCUUGAGGGCUAUAUCUAUUCCCAGACUGGAGCUAUGUGGGGCCGUGCUGCUGGCAAGAUUAAUGCAGAUGGUUCUAAAAUCUCUUCCCUUUACGCCCGAUAAUGUAAAUUAUUGGACAGACUCUACCAUAGUGUUGAAUUGGAUACGGGCACCUAGCCGCAGCUGUGCUACAUUCGUCUCCAAUAGAGUUGGAGAGAUACAGGAGCUAACCCCCAUCCGCCUGGAAUUACAUAGGUACGUUAGAAAAUCCAGCGGAUCUUGUUUCAAGGGGCAGUAUGCCCAAGGAAUUGCUCGUGUCCGCCUUAUGGUGGAGGGGACCGGGAUGGUUGGCAAUGGAUCGCUCUGA
Messenger RNA from Osmia bicornis bicornis, 3669 nucleotides. RefSeq lists its product as uncharacterized. NCBI's taxonomy places the organism in Eukaryota, Metazoa, Arthropoda, Insecta, Hymenoptera, Megachilidae. The record is from RefSeq and is a predicted model, not a curated record. The transcript has a single exon. Bases 1 to 3669 code for a protein of 1222 amino acids.